Ceratotherium simum simum (southern white rhinoceros) is the source of this 1066-nucleotide messenger RNA. Lineage: Eukaryota; Metazoa; Chordata; Mammalia; Perissodactyla; Rhinocerotidae. The record is from RefSeq and is a predicted model, not a curated record.
CAGCCUGGGCCAGAGGGAGGAGACUCCAUGACCCCAACCCUCAUGGUCCUGCUCUACCUUGGGCUGAGUGUGAGCCCAAGGAUCGCAGUGCAGGCAGAGACCCUCCCCAAACCCACGAUCUGGGCUGAGCCAGGCUCUGUGAUACCCCAGGGGAUACCUGUGACCAUCUGGUGUCAGGGGACACCAGAGGCCCAGGAGUACCGCCUGCAUAAGUGGGGAAACCAAGAGCUAUGGGACAAACAGAAUCCACUGGAUCCCAUGGACAAGGUCAAGUUCUCCAUCCCACACAUGGCAGAGCAAUAUGCCGGGCAAUUUUUCUGCAACUAUCUCAGCCCCGCUGGCUGGUCAGAUCACAGUGACCCCCUGGAGCUGGUGGUGACAGGAUUCUAUGGUAAACCCACCCUCUCAGCCCUGCCGAGCCCUAUGGUGACUUCAGGAGGCAAUGUGACCCUCCAGUGUUGCUCACGGGAAGGAUUUGGCACGUUUAUUUUGACUAAGGAAGGAGAACACAAGCCCUCCUGGACCCUGAACUCACAGAAACUCCCCAGUGGGCCUUUCCAGGCUCUGUUCCCUGUGGGCCCCAUGACCACCAGUCACAGAUGGACGUUCAGAUGCUAUGGCUCUUACAGGAACAAACCCCAGAAGUGGUCACACGCUAGUGACCCACUGGAGAUUCUGGUCUCAGGUGAGGAAGUCCCAGCCCUGUCCUCUCUGUGCCCCUCUGGUCAGCUCAUGGCCCUGCCCAGGAGAGCCACAGUCGUGAAUGAGAAUGAGGGGCUCCAGGUGAGGGUCAUCCAGAGGUGUCCAAUCCUCAGGUAAAUGGAGGAUAAGAGGGCCCUCUCGCCCCUGCUCCUUCCCAUUUCCCCAUCACCAGAAUUCUCCAGGUAGGUGGAGGGACAGCGUUGGGGGCCCACAGGGCAGAUGAAAGAGAAGGGAGUGAGCAGAGGUGGGGUCUCCGGGGGAACCUCCAGUAUCUCACUCUCCUCUUGUCCUUUUCCUAGGACCCACCGUUGACCCCAGUCCCUCACCCACUAGACCAAAGCUGACAGUUGGUGAGUCAUUGAGG